Pomacea canaliculata is the source of this 3873-nucleotide messenger RNA. RefSeq names its product zinc finger and SCAN domain-containing protein 2-like. Gene Ontology annotation, biological process: regulation of transcription by RNA polymerase II. The coding region runs from base 296 to 3319 and encodes 1007 amino acids. The transcript is spliced from 10 exons. Gene Ontology annotation, molecular function: DNA-binding transcription factor activity; RNA polymerase II cis-regulatory region sequence-specific DNA binding. The record is from RefSeq and is a predicted model, not a curated record. NCBI's taxonomy places the organism in Eukaryota, Metazoa, Mollusca, Gastropoda, Architaenioglossa, Ampullariidae.
UUGUGUGGUGUGUACGGCUGCGCAAGUGGUGAAUGCUGCGUGCGUGCGUUGCGGUGCGCGUUCAUACGCUGUGUGAGCGAUCACGUGGCGGGCGUGUGUCGGCGUGUGUGUUGUUGUGUGUGUUCAGCCUCUAGCGCCCCCUAACUCCGUCACUGGCAAACGGAAGUACAUUGUUGCGCGUCUUUGUUCGUCGGUGUGUUCGCUGGUCGAGCGUGCCUCUCUUAUCAACACUUUCGGAACGUAGAAUCCUCGAAACACUAUAGAAAGACAAGCUAAGCAUUGUGACACUUUAAACAUGGACGAGGAAAGAGAUAGGUCAACAGGGCAACUGAGAAAUCCUAUGUCUACUACAGUUGCUAAGAAGUCAGACAGUGCUCAGCAAGAUGUUGAGGAAGAGAGCCAGGACUCGGCUGUUUUGGAAUCUGGAUCUGAUGAUGGAGAUGAUGAUGCUAGCAGUGAAGAUGAUGAUGAUCAGAAAUCUGAUGAAUCCUCAGAAGGGAGGGAGGAUUCUCCAUCUAAGCAUCGAAAACUUGAUGAGGGUGAAGAUGACGAUGAUGACGACGAUGACAAAGAAGCGAAGACUGGAGAUGAUGCAGAUGAUCAGUCUGACACAGCUGCUCAACGUCAAUCUAAAAGGAAGCCAUCAAAAUCAAGAAUCAAACGAAUACUACCUCAGCAAUUGCCAGCACAGACUUCCCUGUCCCCAGAUGUUCCAUUUCCUCCUUUGGAUGCUAUUCGUCCUGUUGGACAAAUAAGUCAUGCUUCAAUGGUUUCUGUACCAUCCCAGCCUUACUUGGAAGAUAUACCCCACCACAGACGCUCAGGGCAGCGUAAAUCUCCUGGGUCAGGUGGUGGCUAUCAGUGUGAUGUUUGUGGAAAGGAGUUCCGCGUGCCAUCGCGUUAUGAAUCUCACAUGAUGAGUCAUUCCAAGGGAAAGCCUUUCUGUUGUGAGAUUUGUGGAAAGCUGUUCACAUCUCAGCAGAAGCUUGAAGUUCACAAGCCAGUCCAUGGUCGCUCACGUAAAGAUGCCUUUGCUUGCCCAACAUGCGGACACCAGUGUAAUAACUGGCGGUCAUAUUUGUAUCAUGUGGCUAAACACACAUCAAAUGGUGGGAAAAAGCACAUCUGUCAGGUCUGUGGUCGUCAGUUUCAUGCUGCUCAGCGACUUCGCAACCACAUGCAAAGUCAUAUGGAUGGCAAACACUUUUGCUGCCUAAAGUGUGGCAAAUUGUUUGAAAGUCAAAAACGUCUAGACACACACUCCAUCAUACAUGACUCGGAGCGGAGAGAGCCUUUUGUGUGUGUUGACUGCGGAAAGGUGUAUGAGGACUGGCGAGCUUUUAAGCAGCACAUGAAGACUCAUGGGUCAGAUGGUGUCAUAUACCGUUGUGAGAUUUGCCCAGCACAAUUUCUGACUCAGUAUGAAAAAGAGAAGCACAAGAGGGUGCACACCUCUGACAAACGGUACCAGUGUCAACACUGCAGCAAGUGUUUCCGUUCCCAGUCUGUGUUGACGGUGCAUGAGCGCACGCACCAGGGAGACAAGGGCCAUGAAUGCACUGUCUGUGGACGUGAAUUUUCUCGUGCUUUUAGCCUCAAGCAGCAUAUGAAGAUGCAUGCGGGCGAGAAUGAGUUUAUGUGUCACUUCUGUGGCAAGACAUUUGCCAAGGGAGAGGAGCUAACUGCACAUGCUGUGGCUCAUGCCAAGGAAAGAGAAUUUGUUUGCGACCAGUGUGGCAAAAGUUUUGCUGUUAAGGCACAUUAUCAUCGCCACUUGGUGGUUCAUGCAGAAGGUGAGCCCUUAUCUUGUGGAAUCUGUGGAAAGAAAUUUGAGCUGCAGUCACAGUUGCAGACACACAUGGUAACACAUCGUGGAGACGAUAAACAGAACUUUGCAUGCCUGGCAUGCAGUGAUGCCUUUGAGUCACAGCUGGAACUAGAGGCACAUGCUCAUACCCACGGCAAGAACCCACCCUAUGUGUGUGGGCUGUGUGGAAAGAUGUUUGCAGAGCAGAGGUACUUCCGACAGCACAUGAAGCGCCACACCGCACGUGCACAGAAACAAAGAAUGCAGGCUCAAGGAUUGCAAAGUCCUAUGGGUCCAGGCACAAACAUGGCAUCGGUGGAUGAUGACGACACCAAGUCCUCUUCAACUUCUCAGAGUUCAGGACGACACAUCUGUCACAUGUGUGGUCAACACUGUGGCAGCAGUCGUCAGUUGGUGGCCCACAUUGAGGAGCAUAAAAAGUCAGGACUUCUUAUGUACUUCAAUCUGAUGGAUGGGCAGAUGAAGGGCAUGACACAUCCACGACAGGUGGCACACAUCCUGAAACAGGGACGACGAGGAACUUUGCCUGGACAACAAGAAUCUGAAUCUGAUGAAGAGUCUGACUCAGCCAGCGACUCUGAGGGAUCCUAUGAUGCAGACACAAGCACCAACAUUAGUCACAUCAACAAAUCCAGAGUGGUCAAAGAGAGCAGUGGUGCUAACAUGCCAACCCCAUCUUCCAAGCAGCAAAGAAACAGGACAUCAGGCAACUCCAGCACUCUCACAGAGGCAGCAGAACGAGCGAUGGCUCUUCGCAUGGAGGCUGCCAGCACCACGCAGAGCUCCUGUAGUUCAGGGAUCAAAGUGGACUCCUCAACCAAUACCCUGGCAUCCACAGAUAGGCCCAGCGUCAUCAAGUCGGAGUCUGCAGGAGUGGCCAAGGAAGACAGGACGACGCUACCUAGUCACAGCUCAGGGUUUUUCUCACCUCCAGUUUUUCCAGGGCAGAUGACAUCACCUCCAAAUCAUGCUACACCAUAUCAUGCGGCUGCACACCAGUUUCAGCAGACAUAUGUUGAUGGUAGCAAUCCCAGUGGCAUGGCUGGCAGUGCCAGUGUUGAGAUGACUCAUACUUUUGGCUCCUCCCAAAAAUGCCUUCCUGGGUUUGCAGAUUUCAGACGCCAGCUUGGUUCCUAUACAACAAGUAGCGAUGGUGGAUAUCCUGGACCUCUGUAUCCUACUCCAAUGCCCCCAGCUACCCAUUAUGCUAGUGCAGGUCACAUGCCAGAACCACCAAUUUUCUCAGCCUCCUACCCUUCCUCAGCUAUGAUGCCCUCUCCCAGUAACUUUAUGUCCAUGGUGGGCAAACCCAUGCAGGGAGGCUUUGACUCCAACCCGCCUAUGGUUCCUUACUCGGCAAACAAAAUGCCAGUGUUUCCAGGUAUGCCCACUCACCAAGGCCAUGAUGAUGCUGGACCACGUGGGAUGCAGACACCAGGAGAACCACAGCAGUAUGAUCCCAUGCUUCAAUUCCAGCCUCUCAGCAGCUGAAAGGUGUGGGUAUUGGUUGUCAAAGCCUGCCAAUGCCUGGCAUGUGGUAUUAUAGUUGAAGCCUUUGUUGAUAUUUACAGUUCUUUAGGAUUUAUUUUCUCUACUGCAUCUUCCUGUAUUCACAACAACUGUUUUAUUUGUAGUAUUUUUGUAAUUUUUUUUUUGGCAUUCUUUGCUGCAGCAAUCCUUUUUGAUAUUUUCAGCCAUUUGUUAAGCAGAAUGUUUUGCAAAUUUUCCCCACCAGCAUCCUGUUUAUAUCCUCAGAUGUUUCUAAACAGAAGAUUUGUAUCUCAGAAAAAAAAGAUUUAUAUAUAGAUGAGAGAGAUAAAUGUAUGAUUACAAUUUAAAAGUCUGUCAUCUGUCAUUUAACCCAUGGAUGAAAGUGUCUUAGACCAGGGAUGCACAACCUACGGCCUGCGGGCCCCAUCCGGCCCACGAAACUUCUGCCCACAGUGCAGGAAAUCGGCAUGUUAGUAAUAAAAGAAGACCUUAAAAAAACGAAAAAAAAGGAAGAAGUAUUUAUCCCCACGUAGGGGCGUCUCUCAAUCUUUUUU